This is a messenger RNA of Branchiostoma floridae (Florida lancelet), 1579 nucleotides long. Its product is annotated as oxidoreductase NAD-binding domain-containing protein 1-like. NCBI's taxonomy places the organism in Eukaryota, Metazoa, Chordata, Leptocardii, Amphioxiformes, Branchiostomatidae. The transcript has 7 exons. The record is from RefSeq and is a predicted model, not a curated record. Gene Ontology annotation, cellular component: mitochondrion. Gene Ontology annotation, molecular function: oxidoreductase activity. Bases 257 to 1186 code for a protein of 309 amino acids.
GCUCAAAGGAACAAACCUGCCUUUUUUUAUGACGAACAUUUUAUUAUUAUAAAGCCUUUGUGAAGAUAUCAAAGAAUCCUUAUCGAGCUACUGAUCAUGAUCUUUGACCCAUGUUUGCUUGUGUAAUAUUUAUGUAAUAGGACAUCCCCUGGAGUGAGUUUCAUCCACACGUGGCCACUCUCCUCCAUUUGUUCUAUCUUUUGACCUCUUUAAUCGUUGAACUUUAGACCUUGAACCCCAGGUACAGGCAUUGGUGAUGUUUGUCGGGAGGUUGAGACAGGCGUGCAGCAGAGGGACCAAGACUAGAAGGUGGCCAUUUGUAAGUUGUUGCUGCUAUCUACCUGGAAGGAUGGCAAAAUUGCAUUCUGGGAAAGGAGAUCAUCUGGAUCGGACCAAGGAAAACACCAGACAACAGAUACUGACAGAAGCUGUGGUGGAGAGUAUCUGUGACCUGUCUCCUACAGUGAAAAGUCUCAGUCUCAGGGUUAACAAUGAGGAAUUCAGCUUCAAGGCUGGACAAUGGGUGGAUUUCUUCAUCCCUGAGUUGGAUGGUCAGUUCACGGGGUUCUCCAUGACCUCUGCACCAGGUCAACUGGAGCAUGAUGGGAUACUCGAUCUGGCCGUGAAAUGUAGCGAGGAGGCCCCGGCACAUUGGGUGCACCACAAGUGUCAAGUCGGGUCAAAGGUUAGAAUGAGAGUUGGAGGAGACUUCAACUUUGACCCCCAAGAUGGGGACCAAUCAAAAGACUUACUCCUGAUUGCUGGGGGUGUAGGGAUAAACCCCCUGUACUCUAUAGUGCAACAUGUGGUCGACUUACAUAGAGUGAGUCUUCAGAGAGGUGAAACAGCAUACAAGCCUGGACGGACUGUGCUCCUGUACAGUGCCAGGGAUGAAGGGGAACUGUUGUUUAGGGAACAGAUUCUGAGGCUGUGUCAGGAGGUUCCAGAUAUGUCCCUUCAGUGCUUUGUGACCCAGCAACAGGAAUUCAAAAACCCCAGCCAGUUCCCUAGGCCAAAGGUUGGGAGAAUCACCCAAGAAGUCCUGAAGGCGGAGCUGUCUGGUCUCCAUGGUGACCAGACCUUGUCGUACAUCUGCGGCCCCCCUCCCAUGAUCGAGUCUAUGGCACACCACCUCAGCUGUCUGGGGGUGGACAGCGCUAACAUUAAGUUUGAGAAGUGGUGGUGAAAAGUUAUGGAUUAUGAACGUUAUACUUAUACCAUACCAGGGUCCUACCUGCAUCUGUCUUUUGACAGAAUCUUCUUGCUGAAGAUGGACAAAAAUGAUGGUCAUUCCAUCACUUUGACAGACAACAAUUGGCAUGUCUUAUAUGAAUACAUUGUAUAAGCCAAAUUACACCAAGUGGGCACAGGUUUGCCAGAUGUAAUCUAAGGCAGGGCACAGUCCUGGCUCAUACACUUGUUGUCAUUAUGUACAUGUAUGACACGAUGUGUUUGAUCUUGAAAGAUUGUGCAUUACAAAAUAGUGCUGUAUACGUCAAAUAUAGAAUUUGAGGUUGUGCUAGAUGCUACCAUAGUAGAAAAUCAUGGAAAAAUAUCAAUAAACAUAAUAUUUUGGAGA